This is a messenger RNA of Chara braunii, 1491 nucleotides long. NCBI's taxonomy places the organism in Eukaryota, Viridiplantae, Streptophyta, Charophyceae, Charales, Characeae. The record is from the annotation of a GenBank genome assembly.
CGAUAUUGAUCGUAAUAGCAAAGAUCAACGGCCAGAAUCUCUUAAUCCACCCCCAAAGCCCGCGCCCAACGGCCAACGUCUAACGUGACCGCGCGCCACGCAUGCUACGUUGUGCUGCCCGCCAUAAAUGCACUCAGAGAGGUGAUAUCGUGGAUCCGUUUUGCGCGGGGGCGGGAUCGGAUUCGAGUGCGCUCUCUUUCUGUUUCCACCUUGCGGGUGGGCAUUCCUUCCUUUUCUUCUCUGCUAGUAGUAGUAGUAGUAGUAGCUAGGGUAGAACAAGGUCAUUGGCCAAACACAUACACACACACACACACAGACACACACACACAGAGAGAGAGAGAGAGAGAGAGAGAGAGAGAGAGAGAGAGAGAGAGGUUUUGGUAGGUGUAGAUGAGACGAGGUUUUCCCGCGUAGACUCGUUAGGCGAGUGCUGUGUGUUUUUUGUUUGUUUUUGUUUUCUGCGUUUGUUGUUUGGGUGGAGGGAAGGGGAAGGAAUUGGGUUGGCGGUGAGUGGGGGAGGUAGGUUGGUCCCACAGAAGGAGAGGGAGGAGUAGGAGGAGGAGGAGGAGGAGGAGGAGGAAAGAGUUGAAGCUUUCUGCUAGCCGUUAGUAGUAGUCGUAGGGAGGGGAAAAAGGUGUAAUGGGUCCAGAAGGGGAAGUUUCGGUGUCAUUUGGUCCGAGUGGGAACCAGCCUUUCUCGCGGCGAGUCAAUCAGCCGUCGCCCCAAGUGAUGGGCGGGCGACACGUGGCAAUGGGUGGUCCCGGACGGGGAUCCGGACCUGGAAUGUCCUUCAUGUCUUUCGACAUGAACAGCCCUCCUGGUCCCUAUGGCCCAGGAACUGGUCCUGGCCUCUACACGCCUCCUCCUCCUGUCAGACCUGGGAUGGCUAAUUUUGGAACAUUUGAAGACGAGCCGCCGCUUCUCGAAGAGUUGGGUAUCAAUCUUCCUCUGAUAUCAAAGAAGACAUGGGCAAUCCUUCGCCCAUUUCGGCUGAAUGCAGAGCUCAUGGAGGAUGGUGACUUGUCUGGGCCGCUGCUAUUCUGUCUCGUGUUCGGAGCUUGCCAAUUAUUGGACAAGAAAUGGCACAUAGGAGUCAUCCUUGGAUGGGGCAUUGUAGGAUCAGUGUUUCUUUACACAGUUUUUAAUCUUCUGGCAGGCAGCUAUGGCAGCCUGGAUCUGUAUCGAUGUACCAGCAUUAUUGGUUAUUGUCUCCUACCUAUGGUGUUAUUUUCAGCACUCUCGCUGAUGCUUCCAGAUGGGAGCAUUGUGGUGUAUGGUCUAGCAUUGGUGUCGAUUCUAUGGGCAACUCGUACUUGUUCUAGCCUCCUGGUAUCGUUGACUCCCCACGCUGAGGAACACUAUAGGCUGGUGGCCUAUGCCUGCGGGUUGAUCUAUACUGCGUUUUCUUUGCUUAUCAUCUUUUGAAAGGUUUGUCUUUAUUUACUUGCGUAUGUAUUUCUACUAUUUUUUUAGCCAUAGAGUCCUUUAUGG